GCCAUGCAUCUGGGGUUUACAGUUGUAUUCCUCUUCGUUGGAUCAUGACUUAAUUUUGGUAAACAUAAUCAGGCUAAUGAAUGGUGCUUUUCAAAAGGUUUUAGUUUAUGUGAAGUUAAGUAAAAACAGUUGGGAUGGGAAGACUAUGACAUAUUUUUCAUUGAUGUAAAGUGUUACAAACAGUUUUUAGUUAUCGUUAAUUUUCGUUCUUCCUUCCUGUGAAACCCAUUAUGUACGUAGAGGUUUAUCAACAUCCCAAGCAUUUAUAAACAUUGCUUAAUUUCUAGACGCCAUCACAAAUAUACGUGCCAUGAAUGCUACUGCCUUAAACAACACCCAAAGUUUCCGGAGAUCUGUUCCGUUUACCUUGGAAUCAUUGUCAGAAAGGAGAGUCUAUAUAAAUAUUCCAUCUAUAAUAUAUACAUUUAUAUUACUGUUUAUCGGCAUACCAGGCAAUGCCACCGUCUUCUACAUCUAUUUUACAAGAUGGAAGAAAAGUUCUACUCGUGUAUUUAUCAUUGCCCUUGCAAUAUUGGAUUUGACAAACUGUACAUUGACAUUCCCAUUUGAGUUGGCACAUAUGUUCAACCCUUUUAACUUCGAUUUUCCCGUAUUGUGUAAGUUAUUUCGUUUCACUACUUACACUUGUAAUAGUGGCGGGGCUUUAUUGCUAAUUGCUAUCGCCGUAGAUCGCCAUAUGAGGAUUUGUAAACCGUAUAAAAAGCCAAUGAACCCAAAGAUAGCCAAACUGAUAUCAAUCGUAAUUAUUGUGACGUCUGUCGCCACGUGUUGGCCAUCUCUGAUAAUAUACGGCAUAGAAGUUCGGCCCAUUACACCAACGAUCGAACUGAAAUUCUGCUUGAUUGAAACUGGAUAUCGUGACACUCAAUACCCAUUGGCAUAUCUUCUUGUUCAGUGCGCAUGCACUAUAGUUAUAUUUAUAGUUUUAGUGGUAAUUUAUUCCAUAAUUGGCGCCCAAGUAUGCCGUCGUUGGAAGUUUCGGACGACAUCGUUAAAGUCCGUGGGCGAUGGUGACGAUGGAGUAAUUGCUGAUAUUUCGUCUAUUAAUUGCAAUGAUAAAGAUGACAGCGUUUGGAAAGACGACGAGGAAAAGGACAAUAAUUCCUCCCUUGUAAACGAAAAUGAGCCGAAACUGAAACCGAAUGUAGCUAGACUCCCAUAUUUAUCCCAAUCAUCAACCAUGCUAAAGAAGAAAAAAGUGUUUGACUCUCGGGCGAUACGUAUCGGGAAAACAACAAUCAUGUUAUUUGUGGUUACCAUUGCGUACAUUCUUUGUUUCUCGCCAUUCUUAGGGUUAGCCAGUCAUCGAUCGAUUUAUCCAGAACGAUGGUUGAAUCUAUCUCAGGCCGGAGAAACACUUUAUCAAUUUUUCUUGCGAUCCUACUUAGCAAACUGUGCUAUCAAUCCAAUCAUAUACUCUUACUUUAACCGGAUAUUCCGACAGGAGUGUGUCAAGUUUUACCGGAAACUCUUCUGUACAAAACAAGACGUUUAUCAACCUUAAUUAUAUGAUAGGUUAUGUAUAAAAUAUUCUGAGGUUGAAAGUUUAUAUACGCAAUAGUACGGAAAUUUCAACUUCUGACGUUAAUAUUUGCGUUUGAAUGUCUGUUAACGACAUUGAACUUCAGUAAAAAUAACACGAACACGGGCAUAUGUGUUUUGAUUAUAAACAUAUUUGUUUACACUGGUGGUAAACAGAAAUGCAAAAUGAGAUACCAAGGAGCUAGUUAUAAAACAGAAGGAAGAUAAUUACAACCUAUUGUUGCUUAGUUCGUUCAUUUGGAGUGAUUGUAUAAAUUGUAAUAAUAUUUUAAACAAGUUUGAAAAAGACAAAACCUUAAUCAUGAAAACCGAUGAAAUAGCUGCCACGGAUUCUCAGUGUUUUUCAGUAUUAAUUACUGGAAGAUACUAGACGAGCAUCGAGAUGACUGCUUCAGGGAAUACGUCCGGUUAUCAAGAACACAAUGCAAUUCAAAAUUACCAUGAAUAAACAUAAAAAACAUGAUUAAAAUACUUUGUAUGAAAGCUCAUGUUUAGAUAUUUGAAUAUUAUAAAACCUACAUUAUGUCAUAUGCUGCAGACACCAAUGAUACAUAGACGUUCAUUUGUAAACCAUCUAUGGUAGAAUUUACGACUGUAAGAUUUCGAGCAAACAAUGAUGUUGUCUUGAAAUGGUAUUUUGAUAGAAUUACAUAUUACUCUUUAUAU
Molecule: messenger RNA, 2229 nt
Organism: Mytilus trossulus (common blue mussel)
Lineage: Eukaryota; Metazoa; Mollusca; Bivalvia; Mytilida; Mytilidae
Product: alpha-2A adrenergic receptor-like
Exons: 2
Coding region: 311-1525 (404 amino acids)
Biological process (GO): neuropeptide signaling pathway
Cellular component (GO): plasma membrane
Molecular function (GO): neuropeptide receptor activity
Source: RefSeq, a predicted model, not a curated record